AUGUCGCAGGUUUACACGAAGGAUAGGCCACUUCCCUUCGCGGAACAGCGUAGAAGACUGACGGUGAGUAAUGUAGAUGCGGGUGGAAGCGCGCCGCCGGACGCGACGAAGCUUGCCAGAGGACGUCCGACAACUAAUCGUGGGCUGGUCCAAUUCAUGAAGGCCAACGAUCCCUUCGCGUGUGCUUGUACCGUAGUCGGAGGCCCGUCGCCAGCGUACUAAGCCGUUUUUAGGAUAUGUUGAAGAUGAUAUGGAUAUUUUUUGAAUGGUCGAAAAACUGUAAUUCUUGUUCUUCAUCAUGUCGUGGCCCAUAGGAAAAAUAUUGACAUAAAAUUAAGUACCGUUUUAUCUUUACUUCAAAAAUUGGAUAACGAACUAAAAACUACAGGCAAGGAGGUGGAGCAAAGACGUCGACAGGCCGUGUGUCAAUAAGCAGUGAAACGAGUGCGAACCAGGAGAGUUUCGCCGAAAAGACACAAGGAAAAGAUGGUAUAGAAACUUUCGUCGUAGUUCGACAAGCAUGCAUGACUAUGACACUCGUUAAUAUUCACCAGAUUUAUCAUUGAUUCAACUCUUUACUUCUAUCUUCGACUCUGAAACCACAUAACCCACAACGAACCACUGCAGGUGACCCAGACGCGUGCACCAAAGACAAGCUGACUGAACUAGGUGUCGGGAUUGGGUGUAAGAAGGGUAUGAAACCGGAAGCUCCUAACCAAGACAGCUACGCUUUUGUCCACUGCCCAGGCGAGUUCACUUUGUAUGGCGUUUUCGACGGUAUUUCAUUUGAACUUCUACUACUUGUGGACUUUCUACUUGGUAGGUCUUCUCCUGACUAUUCUAUCUUCAGCUGUGAUCUUCUAACGGCAAGCAUCUGGAAGACUUCCUGGUCUUCAUCUCUCCGCUGCCACUCCCACACAGGUCACGGUAUCAACGGUCACGACGUUUCGAAUUUCUGCAGGGAAUACAUGGUGAAAUUGUUCUUAUCCGAUCCCGACAGGGACACCAACACCGAAAAGGCUUUUCACAACAGCUUUCGGAAAGCACAGCAAAUGUUGGAGAACGAGAUGUCAGGACAAAUCGACGCCAGAACGUCAGGCACAACCGCGACCAUGGCCUACCGCUGUCUCUCGCAAGUGGCAGGACAAGAUGACUCCCAUAAGUUGCACGUCGCCCACUGCGGGGAUUCGAGGGCCAGUUUGGUUUUCGAGAGAAAAGGUAAGAUCUCUGGACAGGAGAUGACUCACGACCAUAAGCCGGAAACACCCGAAGAAAAACGCCGAAUUGAAUCAUCGGGCGGCUGCGUCAUCUUUGAUGGGUACUUUUGCUAUAUGAACCUGGUGGUAAAAACAUCAAGAAGUAAGAAUUUUGAGCGAAGAACACUGCAACAACAAAGUUAGUAUCCCCCCGGACGUUGUACUGAAUCGCAAAAAUCACCAUACCACUUCGCUCGUCACAGAUACCACAACGUCCAACCUUACCCUACACAGAUAAAUUACAGUCAUCGUGUCUUCAAGCAUAUCUACACACAUUAAACAGGUAUUACAACCAUCGUGUCUUCAAGCGUGGAACAGUGUAUCCAGGGUUGAACAUGUCCCGCGCCAUGGGUGAUAUUAUUGGGCACAAAGAAGCAGGAAUCGUGGAGACGCCGGAUUACAAAUGCUACAACCUCAAGGAGAUGCCUGGCGUCACAUCAUUCAUGCUCUGUUCGGUACUGCUUCUAGUCGGGCCACAUCAUAAUGCAUGCUUGCUUUGUUCAUAAGUGCUAGUCGAGAAAUAGCGCGAUGAGUGUACUGAUCUUGAAUUAUAUAUAAAUCGUCUGAGAAUAUCGCGAUUGUUUUAUUCAACAACUUCAUCUUCAUACUCCUUUUUUUUUUGUAUGUAACGUCCUGCGAGGGUUUACAACCACUUUUAGGUAAAAAUAUAUGUAACGUCCUAGUCCUACGUUGUAGUUUAUGAAGAUCUUCAUGUUGUUUCUGCGUUUUGAACAACACACAGGACGGCGUUUGGGAGUUUAUCGAUUGUGAUGAAGUGGCACAAAUGGCGAAUAAGCAUAAAGGUAAAAACGGCAAAGUGGAACCAGUCGCUGCUGCGGAAGCCAUCUGCAGAGAAAGCUAUCAGAGAUGGAUGGACGACACUGGUGGUGAAGUCAGCGACGAUAUCACAUGCCUGAUACAAGUCUUGUAGAUUUAAGAAGUGGUGGAGGCCUGCUUAGCAUUAAUAGAGGAGGAGCUAAAGCUAUAAUGGAUAUCGAUAGUUGUAAAUGGCUAUGCGUACUUACUAGUUAUCGGAAGAUAAUUUUACUAUUAUAUGAUCCGCCGGUCUCUUCGAAUUCUUGGAUGAGGAGUAGCUCUUAGACUUAGAGUUAGGUUCUUAGUUAGAAGUUCUUUUAGUGCCUUUCGAGUAAGUAAAACUAUUGCUAUUUUUUAUUUGUUGCUUCAACUUCAAUCUGUUCAUCAUGCUUUAUUUGUUACUGGCCAUAAUCACUCAUUGGUCCUCUUCGGCAAAAAUCGCGAAGAGUCAUUCAACAUAAGUCAAAAUUCAAUUAGAAAGGUACUCAGUAUCGGGAAUAGCAGUCAUCGGGAAUAUAAUUCGGGGGCAAAUUAAUGUACAGAGUCUUAUUGCCGCCUUGUUGUACUAAUGUUUGUUCUUUUUACUUCUUUAAAAAGUACGUACCUCCACAUCCACAACUAACAGGUCUAACACGACUAACUUGAACUGCUAAUUUUAGUGUUGUAGUGCUAUUUUCAUUCUCGAUCGGCGCUUCUACGUGACUACGAACUACACAUAGAAGGCGUGGUUGUUGUACGGAUGGCUUUUUACUAGAGCAUUGCAUGUAGAAGUAGAGCUAGAGACUUAGAAUGAAGGGGUAAGAGUGAAAAAAAGAUACCGAAAUCGAUAGGAAUGAAGAUAUUUUUGGGUUUUUAGCUGUACUUGAUAGAAAGAGUCGUUGUUUGUCUCGCACUGUAUAGGUUGAACAGUUAUUGUAUCGUAUUUUGUGCAAUUGUAUAAAAUAAUAACUGAGUUGUAUGUUAUUUCUUCUGCCCACGACAAGUCUAGAAUUAUUAAUUAGCAUGAUUAUUCUCCAUCUCUCUGUGCACCAUUGUCAUUCAAAUAAGUUCAUUACAACAGAACGAACUUCGUAGAAGUAGAGGUAAUGAAUUUUUUUUGUUCCUACUUGUUGAUUCACCUACAUAAACAUAUUCUUACAUCAUGAUAUCCAAUAAUCACGUAAUGAUGUACUAGUGACUUAAUGACUUAUUCAUUGUCCACCACGAUCACCAGGCAUGAUCAACAUGAGGAUGUGUGUCCAUCUAGUAAGACUAUGUCUUCGAACUUU
Molecule: messenger RNA, 3340 nt
Organism: Amoebophrya sp. A25
Lineage: Eukaryota; Dinophyceae; Syndiniales; Amoebophryaceae
Source: the annotation of a GenBank genome assembly